Entrophospora sp. SA101 is the source of this 2055-nucleotide messenger RNA. The record is from the annotation of a GenBank genome assembly. NCBI's taxonomy places the organism in Eukaryota, Fungi, Glomeromycota, Glomeromycetes, Entrophosporales, Entrophosporaceae.
AUGUCAAAACCAAGAGAUGUUUUAUUUAAGGAAGCUAAUCUGGAAUUGAUUAUUCCCAAUGCUAUUAUUGAAUCCUUAGAGGAAAAGUUUGAAAAUAUUUACAAUUCAAAACCAAGAAUUCAAACAUAUUAUGAUGAAUUAUUAGAUUUUCUAAUAAUAGUAACUUUGCCAAUUGACGCUGGUUUUAAAACUAAAUCAGAAGCAUUAGAAUAUUUUCAAGAGAUGGACGUUUUACUUGAAGCUUCAAUUAUAGACUCGAGUACUUUAUCAGCUCCUAUUCCAAAUCCACCAGCAGUGUAUCGAUUGCCGCCUAACAAAUCAAAUACUAAUUCAAAUGCAACAUCUCCCUCAACUCCUGGUACUCCCUUACCUCCACCAAUGGACAAAAAAGUUAAUAAGCCUUAUGAAGGCGCAAUAAUAUACUCUGGGCAAUAUAAUUUAAAAUCCAAGGAUUAUAAAUUUUUGGUAAUUAAAAGAAAUGAUUGCUGGACCUGUAUUUUACCAUUGACGAUUCCUGUAGCCUAUGUGAAGACACGGGCUCAAUCACCAGCAGUAGCUCUUAAUUUAGCUUUAAUACUAAAACCGGAUUCGUUUACAAAAGAAACAGGAAAAGGUUUAGAUGGAAAUUUAAGCCCUAUAGAAAAUUUUGAAAUGAUUAAUCUAUUUUCGGGCUUAAUAGAUGACCCGUCAUUUGAAGCUUCACAUAAAGAUUUAUCGAUUCCUAUUUCUAAACUAUAUUAUAAUGAACCAAAAUUAAACGGUACAAAUCAAUCAUCUUCAGCAUCUCAACACUCGAGGCGUAAUAUAAGAAAGGUUUUGGCUGUUAAAUCUGCAUUAAAUGUACGAAUGAGAACUACAAGCGUUUCACCGUUAGAUAACACAUUAAUGAUGUCUGUUGAGCUAGAUAAUAAUACUGAUGCAAGAAGUGGAUUCUUGGUUGAAAGUGUCCAAGUAAACAUUACCCAAGGAUAUGUUAGCAGAUUUAAAACAGGAUUGAAUGAUGAUAAAUUUUCGCCACAAUAUUGCCCUGCACCUAAUCCUCGAACUUCUUCGCAUUCUCGAAAUAAUUCGGUAGCUUCUGUUUAUUCGAAUUCAUCUUCCAAUUAUCAACCUGUUGAAGAACCACAACCGUGUCAUGUCUCAAUUUUUGUUAAAGGGUCGCCGAUUAUUGAUAGUGUAAAAAGUAAAAGUAUAGAGUCUAGAUGGAAUUGUACAUUAGAUUUAUCAAAUAUGAAAAGACAGGAUCAUAACUCUGUACCACCAACUCAAACGCCAAAUUAUCAGUACCAAAGAAAGAUGUCAAUGAAUUCAAAAGUUGGACAAAUAAUGUCUCCAAAUUCAACAAAAAGUGCAACAAUAUUUUCACCGCCUGGAUCAGUGACACCAACAACUCUAAAAACAUUUUAUUCGGGAAUGGAACCUACAAAUGCUCAUAAUAAAAAUAAUAAGAGUACUUCAGACACGGAUUCAAUGAAUAUUAAUUAUGGUGCAAGAACCUCCUCAAUAGCAAAAUCAAUGGAAAUGGAUGUAGGAAAUGUGACCUCUAAAGCUGUUGUAGGAAAGACAUUCACAAUACACGUAUUUAUAGUUAACAGGUCAAAUCAUGUUAGAAGAUUUAAUAUUAUGAUUCCAAACAAAAAAAGAUCUAACGAAGUCGUGACAAGAUCAUUUUCUCCAAAAAUAGCCAAAAUUGCAAAUUCAUCUGAAACUUUAAUGAAUGGUAAUAAUGUGAAUGGCGAUAAUGUAAAUGGUCAAAUUGAAGCAUACAUGGAAGAAUCAGAAACACCUGAUGCUGAUAUUGUUUGUUUAGAAAAUAAUGUUAAAAUUGGACCACUUAAUCCUUCAACGUGUGAAUCUGUUACAUUACAUUUUAUUGCAAUUAAAGAGAAAUUACACACUGUCGAACUUGUACAGCUUGUAGACAUUGACACAGGAUUUAUAAAAAAUCUUCGUAAUGUGUUGGAAGUUUAUGUAGCAAAGCCUACAAAUAUCGCAAAAAGAGAAAAACGAGAUAGUGGCAUAGUUACCAAUACAGAAUUACCAGCUAAAGAAUAA